AUGAGCGACUUUCACGCCGCCGGGAAUGGCAUCAGUGGUGGCUACCAGGGAAAUGACCUGGGCAUGAAGAUCACAAUUGCGACUCUUGCUGGCGUCACCUGGUAUAAUGCCUUCGAGCUAAUGAUCCUCCUGUUCGUUACCUUCUCUGAAUACCGAGGCCUCUAUUUUUGGAGUUUGUUCGUUUCGUCCUCGGCCGGUCUACUUCCAUAUUCGCUGGGCUUCUUGCUCAAAUUCUUCAACAUCACCGGCGACCAAACAUGGCUGCCUGUCACUUUGCUCACAAUUGGAUGGUGGUGCAUGGUCACGGGCCAGUCUAUUGUACUAUACUCGCGCCUACACUUGGUCCUUUCCAACCAACGAGUUUUGCGCCGUGUGUUGAUCAUGAUUGUGAUUGACGCGGUCAUUCUCCAUCUCCCGACUACCGUUCUCACCUAUGGCACAAACCUAGUCGAUGAUGCCUCCUUGGAUUCUUGGAAAAAGGGCUAUAACAUCAUGGAAAAGAUCCAGAUGACAGGCUUCUGCUUACAAGAAUUCAUCAUCUCCGGGUUAUACAUUUGGGAGACGGUACGUAUGUUACGCUUAGACCCGGAUCGCACCAAGCGCAAGAUCCAAUACCAACUGCUGGUCAUCAAUUUCAUUAUCAUCAUCUUGGACUUGGGGCUACUCGUUGCCGAGUACAUGAACUUCUACAUCAUGGAAACCAUGCUCAAGGGCGCUGUAUACAGCAUCAAGUUGAAACUCGAGUUUGCCGUCCUUGGUAAACUCAUCCAUCUGGUACACAAUCAUGUCUGGAAACCCGAGUCCUUCGCAACGCCCCACGACCUCCCUGAUUUUGUCGACGCAACCCGCGUCACCUCCGAUAUGACCCAUGCCGAUCCCAGUGUGACUCAGCGUGGACCUUCCUGGAUGGACGCCGACGACAUCUCCAUCGCUAUGUUCGAACACUUACCGCCCGACCACAUACGCCACAACUCCGAUCUAUCCAGCGCUCCCAGCAGUGAGGCCCGCACACAUCAUGUGAACCAGCUCCCAAUCGACUUCACCAAUCCUUUUGGUCACUAUCCACGUCAUCCGGAUCGCGCUCCGAAAAUGCCCGAGAAACCGGGAUGA
This is a messenger RNA of Penicillium paradoxum, 1110 nucleotides long. RefSeq lists its product as uncharacterized. The coding region runs from base 1 to 1110 and encodes 369 amino acids. Lineage: Eukaryota; Fungi; Ascomycota; Eurotiomycetes; Eurotiales; Aspergillaceae. The transcript has a single exon. The record is from RefSeq and is a predicted model, not a curated record.